Molecule: messenger RNA, 2721 nt
Organism: Stomoxys calcitrans (stable fly)
Lineage: Eukaryota; Metazoa; Arthropoda; Insecta; Diptera; Muscidae
Exons: 1
Coding region: 1-2721 (906 amino acids)
Biological process (GO): DNA integration
Molecular function (GO): nucleic acid binding
Source: RefSeq, a predicted model, not a curated record
AUGUACAGGCAGAUACUGGUCAAUCCCGAUCAUGUUCCUUACCAGCGCAUUUUAUAUCGUGCCUCUCCCGAUGAGGAUAUACAGGAUUAUCAACUUAAGACAGUGACCUUUGGCGUUAACUGCGCACCGUAUUUGGCUCUUAGAACUCUGCAACAAUUGGCAGAAGAUGAAAAAGAAAAAUUUCCUGUUGGCUCAAAGGUUCUUAGGCACAAUAUGUAUGACGAUGAUUGUUUAGUUGGGGCCCAUUCGAUGGGAGAGGCAAUGGAAGCUCGAAGCCAGCUUAUAUCAAUUCUGGAGUCGGCCGGUUUUCAACUGAGGAAGUGGACUUCCAAUGAGAAAGAAAUUCUGAAUGGCUUGCCCCGUAAUCACUUGUUCAACGAACAAUUUCUGGAAUUUGGUGAUAAGAGCUUAGUUAAGAUCCUGGGGAUAAGAUGGAAUGCGGUUUCGGACUCAUUCUAUUUUCUAACUGAAAAAUUAGCCCAUAAAGAAUCUUUUACUAAAAGAGAAGUCCUAUCUGUCAUUGCAAGGCUGUUUGAUCCGCUGGGUUGGCUCUCACCUAUUAUUAUUAGAGCAAAGGUGAUAAUGCAGAUGAUGUGGCUCGACGAUAUUGAAUGGGAUGAUCCAAUAAAGCCUUUGUCUCUUCUGAAAUGGAAGAGUUUCAUUGCCAAUUAUGGGGAAAUAGACAAAAUAAAUAUAUCGCGGUGGAUAAAUUAUUCACCACACUGUAAGUUGGAGUUUCACGGUUUUAGUGAUUCUUCCGAAGUAGCGUAUGCCGCGGUGCUCUAUACACGAGUUGAGAUAGAGGGCAAUGUGUUUACAAGGCUGCUAGUCGCUAAAUCUAAAGUAGCGCCCAUAAAGAAAAUGUCUGUUCCGCGCCUAGAACUCUGUGGAGCUCUAUUAUUAGCCGAAUUAGCCGAUUCCGUUUUGCCUCAAAUUUGUGUUCAACCUUGCACUGUAUUUCCUUGGUCCGACUCGACUAUAGUAUUAUCUUGGUUCAGAAAACCAUCGUAUAGUUGGACUACCUUUGUGGCCAACAGGGUCUCGAUUAUUCACGAGAAAGUGGGCAGUGACUGGGGUCAUGUGGGAACUUCGGAUAACCCGGCUGACCUAGCAACCCGGGGGCUAACUCCUUUGGAACUCAAUGGGUGUGAUCUGUGGUGGCAGGGACCACCAUGGUUGCGGGAAGAUAGAGCAUAUUGGCCCACGACUCCGCAAAUACCAGACACUUCUUUGGAGACGAGGUCGGUCCAGGUUCAUAUUGCUAGGUCAAGCGAGCUGGAGGAUGUAUUAGACCGCUUCUCUUGCCUCUGUCGAGCGCUACAUGUUGUAGCGUACAUUUUUCGAUUCUUCAACGGAAUAUAUCCGUCUCACAAGCAUAAUGCCAGACCAAGAUCUGUGAAAUUGUCAUCGGACGAGUUGGCUCACGCACGAAAUAGGCUCAUGUCUAUGUCCCAGCGAAUCUUUUUCCCAGCAGAAUACGCUUGCCUAACCAAAGGCCAGAAAUUGCCUUCAAACAGUUCCCUUCUUACCCUAACUCCGUUUAUGGAUAACGCGCACUUGAUUCGCGCUAAUGGACGCCUAGGAUCAACAUUAGCCCUGUCAUACGGCGAAAGGCAUCCAGUGGUUUUGGCAUACCAAAGCCGAUUCGCGCAAUUGUAUGUUGACUUUAUUCAUAAAUUGACUCUUCAUGGGGGUAUUCAAUUGACUCUGGCAACAGUCCGACUUGAGUGUUGGAUAAUACGGGCCAGGAAUCUUAUAAAAACCCGCAUGAGAAAUUGCAAGGAGUGUACUAUAGCGAGACAGAUACGUCAGGGCCAAAUAAUGGCGCCUUUGCCCGAAGAGAGAACAACUUUUGGUCGGCCCUUUGCCACGACAGGAGUCGACAUCGCGGGACCGUUCGAGCUUAAGAACUUCCAUGGCCGGGGAUGCCGACUUACUAAGGGGUAUAUUUGUCUCUUCGUUUGUUUUGUCACUAAAGGUAUUCAUCUUGAGCCCGUAAGUGAUUUGUUGACGCAGGCUUUUCUGUCUGCUUUGUCCCGGUUUGUCUCUCGUCGGGGUUGCCCUAGGAAAAUAUACUCCGACAACGGUAGAAAUUUUGUGGGUGCUGCAAGAGAAUUAAACUCUAACUUCGAGAAAAUUGUCUCUGAGUUACGUGAUGAAGUUGUAUCUCGCUACGGGUUUCAACAAGUCGAGUGGCAUUUCAUACCGGCUGCUGCCCCUCACAUGGGAGGGCUGUGGGAGGCUGGUGUGAAGAGUUGUAAGACGCACAUGAAAAAGAUUGCCGGACAAAUACGUCACACUUUCGAGGAAUUUGCCACAAUACUUGCCUCCAUCGAAUGGCGUCUAAAUUCGCGGCCCCUAUCCCCCCUGUCUGAUGGUCAGGUCGACCUAACCGCCCUCACACCAGGGCACUUCCUAAUUGGUUCAUCGCUUCUGGCACCCGCGGAGCCUGAAGAGAUUCCAUCAAAAACUGCGCUAUUGAAUCGAUGGCGAAAGCUUAAAGUUAUCCAACAGGAGUUUUGUCGUCGGUGGAAAUCCGAGUACCUGACGGAGCUCCAUAAGCGAUUCAAAUGGAAAUCCACCAAAGAGAACCUAGUUCUAAACGAUUUGGUCGUUUUACGGAACGAAUCCACUUGUCACACUGACUGGCGCCUCGGCCAUAUUAUAAAAUUGUACACUGGUCGUGACAAGCAGGUACGAGUUGUCGACAUAAGAACUUAA